CGUAUGUAGUAAAUACCGUCUUCCCAUUUGGUUAUUAACCGUGAAGCGAUCUGCCAACCAAUCCCAAUGAAGAAGAAUAAGUAGGUAACGAAUCACCAUCAUUCAAACUACCAUUACGCGCGAAAGCAAGAAACAAGCUCAGAUAUCGCUUGAAUGGAAUAAUCAGCACAAUAUUUUGCGAUGUUGGAUGCAUUUGGGUUAAUCGAUAGAGCUAACCGGGCUGUAGGCAUAUUUGAUUUGAGAGGAAUAUGUGAAAUUGGGUUAUACGUUUCCAACUUAGAUAUAGCUAGCUAACGAGACGCAAGCUAGCCAUCAUCAGACAAUACUGAUUGUAUAACGUUAGUGGGACUACUGCACGUUACCAUGAAGAGGACAAAGUUAAAGAACUCCGUUAUUGGAGACCAACAGAAGACGCUUUCAUCAUUUUUCUCCCUAAACAAGAUCAAGGAGCUGAAUCCUCCCUUGAAGAAAACUGACUCCAGCAAAACUAUGACAGACCCUGCAAAUGUGAACACGUACAAGCGUAGUGUACUUGGGGGCAUUGAAAAUUCUUCCCCCUGUCUGGACAUCCUGUCUGUCCCAGAGACCCCUGACAGCCAGAUCAGAACCUCGCGGCCCUCCUACGACCCAGAAGUUGGACAUCUCUCGCCUAUCUGCCGCAGUCCACGGCCCAGAGAUGGCUGCUCAAAGAGAGAGAAUUCUCCUAGGGCUGCAUUGUUCUUUGAAAGGGGUAAGACCAGUCCCCCACCCCAGAAACAGACCGGUACUAAGAUCAGUAGCAUGCGGCGUUGCUCUGUGAAAAGACUGUUUAGUCCAGAGGGUGUGCAUGAUGCCAAACGUCCCAAAACCAUGCCGAUUAAUAGGCCUUCUGUUAACUCUCUGCUGAAACCUGUCAUUCCCGGAGACAACAUCCUGAGUGAAUGCUUACAAGUCAUUGCUGACACUCAAAAGCCAAACGGCACUAUGCACCGACAGGGCACAGGGCUUGGCGGCCGAGCUGUUAAUGUCAGAAAUCCGCCUCAGGCUGGGCAGGCACUCUCCAAAGUUGAUGCCGUAAUAACAUUUGGAGCCAAGGGGAAGAUGAGAAACACCAUGCCGUCGUUAAAGCCACUCUCUGUCAAAAGAGCGUCGUCCUUGUCCUCCAAUGAGAGUUCUCCCCCUAGCAGCUGGAGUGACUAUGAGGAGGAGGAGCAGCAGAGUGCUUUUACCGUCGUGACCGAGCAGAAAGCUUCCCGGGAACAGUGUAGAUACCCUACAGACUUAAAUACCCGCAGUGGGCAUGUGAUUUCUCCUAGCUGUGACAAAAGUAGUAAUGUCCCUUUCAAGAGUGGAAAAACUAGCCUUCCGUGUCCAUCCAAUUCCAAAAUGGGCUUAAUGGAAGUUGAAAGCUGUGCUGACAGAGAUGGUAUCCCUGAUGGGAGUAGAGAGGUACCAUUGGAGAACCAGCUGGAGGGGCUGGAUGACAAAUGGUUUGAUGACAAAAUGGAGGAGAGCUCUAAUAACCCUGCAGAUGAGAGAUCCACUGCUGGCAGUAAAAAGAUGGACAUCCCAGACCAUGUUAUUCUGACAACUGGGCUGCACAACCGCUACUGGGUACUAGAUGUGAACGAGGUCCCUGGUGUUCGUGGCUCCGUGGAGAAACAUCUGACUAUCACUGCCUCAAAGAUGUGUCAUCCCACUGAGCUCUGCAUUCUGAAGGAUGGAUGGGAGUCCACACCUGUGUCCUUGGGUGAUGUAGUUCACCUGGAGGGCCAAUGUGUCUCUGGGACCUGGCUGAUAGACAAAGACUCCGGGUUCCUGGUUCUUCUGCCUGAUGUGCUCAUAUCGGGGACUAGCAUUGCCAGUGGGAUCCGCUGCAUGAGACGAGCUGUGCUAGGGGAAAUGUUUAAGAGUUUUGACGGAGGCUCCAAACAGAUGCUGAACGGUACGAUCGUUCACGACAUCUUCCAGAAAGCUGCGAUGUCUCAAGACUUCUCCUUGGAGAGGCUACAACAGCUGGCCAGCCAAGCCCUGCUCGGGCCCGCCUAUCUGGGAGACAUGUACACCCUGAGAGUGACUCAGCAGGACAUGAAGCAGGAGAUUUGGGAGUACCUGCCCGCCCUGACAGAAUGGGCCAGGGAGUACCUGACCUCCUCUCCUCAGGCAGGCAGGAAACGGUUAACUCUCAAGUUACCCAGCGACGGGGACCUGGUCCGGCAAGACUCUGCGUGCAGCGUCACGUUCACAGACUUUGUGGACAUCGAGGAGAACAUCUGGUCGCCGCGUUUCGGCCUCAAGGGGAAGAUUGACGUGACGGCGGGGGUGCGCAUUCAACGCGCGGGCAGACCCCCAGCCCACAGGAUCAUGCCCCUGGAGCUGAAGACGGGCAAGGAGUCCAACUCCAUCGAACACCGAAGCCAGGUAAUCCUUUACACCCUGAUGAGCUUAGAGAGACGCAGGGACGCCGAGGCCGGUUUCCUGCUCUACCUGAAGACGGGGAACCUCCACCCUAUAGUCGGGAACCACAUGGACAGAAGAGAGCUGUUGAAAUUAAGAAACAGCCUGGCUCAUUACGUCAGCAACAGCACGAAGAAACUGGAGGGCCAGACACGGAUGGGACCUCUGCCUGACAUCAUCACAGACAAACAGGCAUGCAAGUGGUGUCCCCAGGUCAGGAACUGCUCUCUCUACGACAGGGGUGUUGAGAGUAGGGCUCCGGACUACCUCACCAGUGAGGCCCAGCAGUCGAUGGUGCAGCGGGAGAUUGAGCACCUGAAAGAGGCCCAUCUGCUGUACUUCAGCCACUGGCUGCUCCUCUGUGCCCUGGAGGCCCAAACCAUGGAGCGGAAGGGAGGGCGGCGCAACAUUUGGCUCCAGUCUGCCCAAGAAAGGGAGAAGAGUGGGAAGUGUAUGGGAGACCUGCAGCUGAUUGGCCCGGUGGAGAACCAGGCGGACGGUGUGUUUGUGCAUCGUUUUGAGCGCUGCCCUGGCAGGGAGCGGGGCUCGACCGGGUUGAUCGUCGGAGACAGAAUUGUGGUGAGCGACCAGGAUUUGAGACUAAUCGGCGUGGCAGCCGGGUACGUCUUAGACACGGGAGUCACCGGAGCGAGCUGCUCGUUGGAUCGGGAUCUUUCAAAGUGUUCCUCCGAGGUUGUGUUUCGACUGGACCAGGACGAAGGGGUGAUGGGAAUGAGCACACACCUGGUGAACCUCUCCAAGCUGAUGGAAAACUCUGCGCCAAGUGCCAGACUGAGAGAGUUAAUAGUGGACUUCACCCCUCCUCAGUUCAUAGACAACCUCAGUAGUGUUCUUCCCAGAGAAGCUAAGGACACCGUAGCCAACAUACUGAAAGGUCUCAACAAACCUCAGAAACAGGCCAUGAAGAAGGUUUUGCUCUCCAAAGACUACACACUGAUAGUUGGGAUGCCCGGUACUGGGAAAACCACCACUAUAUGCACACUGGUGCGUAUUCUCCAUGCGUGUGGCUUCAGUGUGCUCCUGACCAGCUACACCCACUCUGCUGUGGACAACAUCCUUCUGAAGCUCCGGCGGUUCAAGGUGGGCUUCCUGCGUUUGGGCAGGGCCCAGAAGGUCCACCCAGACAUCCUGGCUUACACGGAGGAGAGGUGUCGGGCUGACGGCGUCCACACGCUUCCCGACCUGGAGAAUCUCUACAACAAGGAGUUGGUGGUGGCCACCACGUGCAUGGGUGUGAAGCACCCCAUAUUCACCCGUCGUCGUUUUGACUUCUGCAUCGUGGACGAGGCAUCCCAGAUCAGUCAGCCAGUGUGUCUCGGACCCCUUUUCUACGCCCAGCGUUUCGUCCUGGUGGGGGACCACCAGCAGUUGCCCCCCAUAGUGCAGAACAAAGAGGCUAGGUCGCUGGGGAUGGACGAGAGUCUUUUCAAGCGUCUCGAACGUCACAGUCAGGCUGUAGUCCAGCUUAAUGUCCAGUACAGGAUGAACAGCCAGAUCAUGUCCCUGAGUAACACCCUGAUGUAUGACGGGAGGCUGGAGUGCGGCUCGGAGCGCACGGCCAGUGGCGUGCUAGCCUUGUCCUCCCGGGCAGCUGUCCAGAAGGAGCUGGAGCACAGUCUGUGCGGGCCAGAAGACCUGGCGUGGGUCCAGGCUGUCCUGGAGCCUCACAACCCCGUCUGCUUCCUGGACACGGCCCAGGUGCCGGCCCUGGAGACGGUGGAUAAGGGGGGAGUCAGUAAUCGAACCGAAGCGGCUCUGGUUCACGGCAUAGUCAGCCUGCUACUGAAGGCGGGCUGCAGGGCCAGUGACAUCGGCGUCAUCGCUCCCUACAGGCAGCAGUUGAAGGCCAUCUCGGGCCUGCUCGUCGGACCGGCCUACAGCGGCGUGGAGGUCAACACUGUGGACAAGUACCAGGGCCGCGACAAGUGUGUCAUUGUGGUCUCCUUCGUCAGGAGCAACCCGGAAGGCAACCUGGGUGAGCUGCUGAAGGACUGGCGGAGGCUGAAUGUGGCCAUCACCCGAGCCAAACACAAGCUCCUCAUGGUGGGGUCGGCCCCCACCCUGCUCCGCUACGCCCCACUGGAGAAACUGCUCCGUCACCUCACACAGGAGAACAUGAUCUUUCAGCUCCCCCACGCAGCCCAUGAAGUAUUACCCACCAUGCAACUGUGACGUGUGACCCCUGUCCACACUCGGGAAAUC
This is a messenger RNA of Esox lucius (northern pike), 4659 nucleotides long. RefSeq names its product DNA replication helicase/nuclease 2 (gene dna2). Gene Ontology annotation, biological process: replication fork reversal. Lineage: Eukaryota; Metazoa; Chordata; Actinopteri; Esociformes; Esocidae. The transcript is spliced from 23 exons. Gene Ontology annotation, molecular function: 5'-flap endonuclease activity; single-stranded DNA helicase activity. The record is from RefSeq and is a predicted model, not a curated record. The coding region runs from base 364 to 4629 and encodes 1421 amino acids. Gene Ontology annotation, cellular component: cytoplasm.